AUGAGGAAAUUAGGCUUGGUCACUGCCCUGGGUGUUGUGCUUGGAGCUGCCUUCCAUGGAGUCCUUGCUACUCGGGCCCCUAUCUUUCAACAAGAUGAAGCUCCACAAGUUCCCUCCGCGGGGUUGGUCGACAUUCCUGGCGCACAAGUAACUGCUGGUCAGUUGGUUGCUCUUCCGGGUGCUGAAGCAGAGACAUCGGGGAUGAUUAUGACCCUUUCUUCAUCAAGCGCAACGAAGCCUAUCGGAAGCAUCCAAAGCUACCACAUCGUGUCUUCUGCAGCUCCCAGCUUCGGGGUUAUAGCGAACUCAAGUGCAAGCACAUUACUAGCAUUACCUUCCAGCUCUGCUUCAAUCCAGUACUUUCAUACCAUCAGUGCAGGCGCAGGCGCGGUAGUGACAGCUACCUCGCCGAUGUUCGCGAACAAGUCCACUUCGGCACUUGUAGCUAGUACCACUCGAGCUCCAGUUAUUAUUGCGUCGACAACACUUGGGGGGUUCUCCAACGGCACUGCCACCACUGCUGCGGCCACCAUCAUAGUUGUUUCUCCUGGCUCGGAGUCAGCCGGGCUCAUUGCACUGCCCACCGGUGGCUCAGUCGCAACUGGAAAUACCGAAACGCUGCUCUCCGAUACCUUGGUUAAUUCGAGCAGCAGCGGCGGCGGCAGCAGCAGCUCUAACGCUACUGCGAUAGAAGUGCCGCCUUCCGGAGCGACAGGCGGAUUACGUGAAAUUCCAGGUGUACAAACGACCCCGGGCUCGCUGGUGCUGGUAUCGUCUGGGGUUGCAAGCCCUACGGCCGUAGCAACGGCUGGUGGCGCAUCAGUAAAUAGCACCCUACCAUCGUUUGGUUUUAGUGCUGCCACAACGUUGAGCGUAGAUACGAUAAUGACAGUGCUGGUGAUGGGAGUUGUAGGGAUCUUUACGACUUUGUUUUGGUGCUUCAAGCAACGUACUGAAGACAGCGAUUACAUUUACAUGGAGCCUCCAACCACAGGCAUCAAGCGCCCUUGGCGCCCUUGGGAAGUUGUAAGCCAACAGGGAGAAUUCAACAACGACUCAACUAUCUCAUAUAUAUACCCCUAUAAGAAAACCCGCACGAAUCCAAAUCUAGACAUACGAACUGGUGCGCACACCUUAAACUCCGAAGAUGCUACCGUUGUUGAACCGAUACCCUCAAGCCCGACAAUGCUCUCGGAUACACUCCCACCGCCUCUCACCAACAUGAAACAAUAUUCUGAAUGGGGGACAAUGGGAUACACCGAAUGGCCAUACCAAAGCAUUGCCGAAUAUGGACAAGGGGACUAUUACGCUAGCAGAGAAGAAAACACCGCCUCAAGUCAAUAUUUAUAUGCCCACAGUGGAGGCAAUGACAACGAAAGCAAAAUCUACGGGACUCCUAGUCUCUCGGACGAAAUACACUCGCAACCCGAUAACGAGACCCUAAACAAUGCACUUUCUUCGAAAUAUUCGCCCGUGGCUUGCAGUACCACUGAAGACGAUUCUGUCAUGGCAAUAGAGAGUCCUAAAAGACCUUUCUAUGAUACUUGCUUUGGCGUGCUUAUCCUUGAAGACUCCCAGCUUAAUUCCAGAUCGGUAAAAAGCAAUCGAGCGAAAGGCGUCAAGCUUAAAGUGGACGAUACUAAGGUAACAAUCCGAGAUGCGAAGUCAGGCUCGGAUUUAGGACUACUUAGUCAUGCAUCGGCCCAAGUCCUGGCUAACUUGGUCAAAAGCUACAAUGUAGAACUAAAGGCAUCAUUGAUGGUCUCCAAAAUCAUCGAGGUUACUAUUUACGGGCAGUUUGAACAAGGCGAUGCCAUUGGAAAUAUGCUUCUAGAUUAUGAUUACUUCCUCCAACAACCGGACAUCUAUGACGCCUCGCGACCAUAUAAAAACCCCCAAUGCCUUUCCUAUCCUGACAAAGAAGAGGAAACGUUUCAAGAAGACGUUGGAUAUCUUCCAUCGCGACAUACCAUCUUGGACGAAAGCGGAAAGAAUAAGGCCAACGAACUGCUAGACUGCGCGAUUGGGCCUGUAAAUUUUAAGAGAGUACAGGCCUCAAGAGUGAUCACAACACAAUUAAAGUCGUAUCAAAUCAAAGCUCUGGCUAUGAUGAUGGAGAAGGAAUCAGGAAACAUCCAAAAUGCGGAAUUUCCUUCCGUUUGGGUCGAAAAUAUUGAUGCAACGCUUCCUUUCUCUAGAUUCUAUAACACGGUGACUCAAAGCUACGUUUAUCAGAGACCCAAGCUCUGUCUUGGCGGUCUUCUCGCAGAUGAGAUGGGACUCGGGAAAACCCUUACUGCCCUGGCCCUCAUUGCAACGUCUUUGAAUAACGAGCGGGGCAAUUGCCAAGGGUCACGUAUAAGUUUGAUAGUUUGUCCUCUGUCAACUAUUUUUCAGUGGGAGGAUCAGAUAAAAAAGCAUUUCAAGGAAGGGUCCCUAACCUACAGCAUCUACCAUGGUUCGGCGAGAGACCAAGCUGCUACAAAUCUCGAAACACUCGAUAUAGUAUUUACGACAUAUGGAACUCUUAGGGCUGAGUUACCUGGUGGGAAUGCUUCGAUGAAACGAUCUGCUCUUCUUCACGGCAUUGACUGGCAUCGAGUUAUUCUCGACGAGGCGCAUGUUGUGAGAAACCGCUCUUCGAAGACCUUUCAAGUGGUGAGGAUGCUCAAAGCCAAACAUCGCUGGUGUCUAACGGGCACACCUAUCCAAAACCGUUUAGAAGACUUGGGCGCUCUCGUCGAGUUUCUAAGAAUUUACCCAUUCAACGAUCCCGAUGUAUUCAAGCACACGUUUUUGGCACCGAUCGACCAAGGACAGCAGAGCGGAUGGGAGCGACUUAGGUCACUAAUCAAAUCGAUCGCCCUCCGCCGAACAAAAGCAACAGUUGACACCGACCUCAAUCUUCCUCCUCGGAGAGUCCUCAUCCACCAUGUUCAUUUAAAUUAUGAGGAGCAGACAUUGUACGACUUGGUAAAAAGGAAAUUUGCGCUAGCCAUCAAGUCAGGAGAAGUAAUCAUGAACACAUUCCAGUUUAUUCUACGGCUUCGGCAGAUCUGUAACCACGGUAGCGGCCUGCUUCCUGGAGAUCUACAGGAUUGGCUCCAAGAUGUGGCUUAUUCGCAAUAUCAAAAGUGCGAAUUUUGUGACAAGCUUCUUGAGCAUGAAGACGAAACGUCUUAUGAUAUAUUUCCAUGUUUCCAUAUGGUAUGUCAGGUAUGCCUCCAAAGCGGCAAUGUCCAUGAUGAUAAUGGUUUAUCCACUUGCCCUCUGUGUAAUAAUACCACCGCCUUCGAGGAAGAUGAGAAUAUGACCCCGACGAGAGGACCUAGUGUCCGUCCGGAGAUAUAUAACCCCUCGUCAAAAGUGAAGGCUCUACUGCAAAACCUACACAACGACCAUACAGCAGCAGUUAAAUCCGGCCAGCUACCAGAGAAGAGUAUUAUAUUUUCGGUAUGGACAGGCAUGUUGGAUCUUAUUGGUAGAGCGCUAUCCGAAACCUCCUUUACGUACCAAAGGCUUGAUGGAAGUAAGAGUCUAGCGCAGAGGCGUUAUGCUCUUGAGGAAUUCCGCACGAAAGAGGACUGCACUAUAUUACUUGCUUCCCUGGGGAGCGCUGCAGUCGGACUUGACUUAACCAUGGCAAGUCGCGUGCACUUAAUGGAACCCGGAUGGAAUCCCCUGAUAGAACAGCAAGCGAUGGAUCGCGUUUACCGUUUAGGACAGAAUAAAGAGGUUAUAAUCAGACGCUAUAUUGUGUCUGGCUCUCAUUCGAUCGAACAGUAUAUUCGGCAAAGACAACUGUGGAAGACAAGUCUUGUUACAUCUUCCCUAGACCAUUCCAAGACUAGCAAGGACGAAGCGAGAGCCAUACUGGAGGAUCUCAAAUGCACUAUUUUAUCUUAG
Messenger RNA from Daldinia caldariorum, 3906 nucleotides. RefSeq names its product SNF2 family N-terminal domain-containing protein. The coding region runs from base 1 to 3906 and encodes 1301 amino acids. The record is from RefSeq and is a predicted model, not a curated record. NCBI's taxonomy places the organism in Eukaryota, Fungi, Ascomycota, Sordariomycetes, Xylariales, Hypoxylaceae. The transcript has 14 exons. Gene Ontology annotation, molecular function: ATP-dependent chromatin remodeler activity; ATP binding.